AUGGCGCUAAAGAAAUGUCUAUUUGUGAAUAUCCUGUUUGCGUCACUAGGGAUCGUUGUCGGGAAGUGGGUGGAGGGAAGAGUCAACACAAAGGAGAACUGGGCAUUCCUAUCCCGUUUCUGCUUUCUGUCGCUAGAGGGCCAGUUUGAAUAUCUCAUUGAGUUUGAGAGAGACAUGGGGACGCCAAACUUGCUGUUAUAUUAUGAUGACGAAUCGCAAUGGCCCUCCGUCUAUCAUAGUAGCAUGACUUGUAAAGAUCGCGAAGCCGUACUCAACAAGGGUGGACAAAAUCAAAUAGUCAAGUUAUCCCAUUGGUAUCCUGAUACCGAAUAUUCGGGCUGCAUCGUCACCAGAGCAAACAAGGAAUUGCCAGCAGCUAAGAGCACAUCUCCCAAACCCACGGUAAAAACAACAGUAAAACCGAAGAACAAUCCCAAUAAAAAUGAUCUACCAUCUGAUCCAGCUUACUACGAUCAGUUUCUAAAAACUACCACAACGCCAACAAAAUCUACCAUGGAUGUUACUACUAAAUCCACUAAUUCUACUACAUGGUACGAACUGAUACCGGAUGAUUUUAAUGCUACGACAGUAAUACCAGAGGAUGAGUUAUGGGAGAAUAUAGGCCCUGUGAAAAAUACUAGCCUUACAGAGACGUUGAAAGAUGUGGAGAUAUUGUUUGACAAUAAUUAUAAUCACAGCGGCCACAAAAUAAAACGAUCCAUUGAGCUAUACGAGCGCUACCGGCGUCGUCGCCUAAACUCAGAGUCCUAUCAAAGUGGGUUCAGCGAAACGGAGAGGAUGAUAGUGUCAUGCCACAACUCCAGAAGAUUUCGCUCCGCUAGAGAGAGAUGGUGGUUCAUUGCUAUAAGUAAUUGUGAUAGUCCUAAGGGUCUGGAUGUAAGAUACAAAUUUCUCAUGACCAACGGACCGGAUGGUGAUUUUUGGCACAAACAUUUUUCAGCUGAUGAGUUUUACGUCCUCCCCAUCCUGCUAUCGUACACCUUCGCCUACAUAAUAGUGAUGAUCGCAGUAGUGAUGUGCAGUGUCGAGCUGCGAUCUCGACAUCUGCUGCAUUCAACGUAUAAGCUGUUCUUGAUAUCGAUAGUAGCACAACACUGCGGUGUUCUGAUGCAAGCCCUUGCGAACAUCCGAUACGCUAGCAAUGGGGUGGGCGCGCCCAAUUCUAAAAUUAUUGGUCAAUUCCUCUGUGGAAUAUCAGAGAUGACAUACCUCCUGCUUCUGGUAUUAUUAGCGAAGGGAUAUACAAUAACGCGUGGCCGACUUAAAGUGGGCUUCACGGUAAAACUCACUGUGUUUAUGUGCUGUUACGUACUGACGUAUGUUGUGCUUUUUAUUUAUCAGGCUAAGGCAUUUGACCCGGGUGAGGUCUUAUAUUUAUACGAAAGUCCAGCUGGGUAUGGAUUAAUUUUUCUACGCAUAACGGGCUGGUGUGCUUUCGCUUACUCCACGUAUUUCACUGUUCGGAAAUACCCAGAAAAGAACAUGUUCUACUGUCCAUUUUUCAUCUGUGGCACAUUGUGGUUUUACGCAGGCCCACUGUUUAUUCUUACCGCAAAUUCUUAUAUUGAUAAAUGGGUUCGCGAGAGCGUGGUAACUGCUGUACUUUUGUUUAUUACGUUUUGUGGUCACGUAAUGUUUUUGCUGCUCACAUUGCCUGUAUUUGCGAAUAAGAACUUUCCCUACCACGUGCGAACGACUCAAAUAGGAGUGAUGGAGGUCACUAGCAAUCCAGCUUUAGAUGGUUUUGGCCCAAAUGCGUACCACCCUAGUACAGGGGCUGCUCAGACUGUCAUCAUUCCACUAACGAGAAGAACAGAAGAGUUAAUAGGGAAUAUGUACAACCAAUACAUGGCAACUGCUCCAUCUCUGUCAGAAAACGAUACGCCAAAACUAAACGGCCUUCCUAAAAGAAUAAAUUCGUUUCAAUCUCGCAAUGGAACAAUUCAACAAGGAAGCACGGAAACAAAUAAUUCAGAAGAUAUUAAUCCGCAAAUAAGGGACGAAAAAGAAAUAUUUACUGUUGAAAAUCAAAUGUCAAAAAUUCAGAACGGUCAACAGAAUGGAAGCAUAAAAGAUGACAGUUUACAAGCGCGGGAAAAUGAUGUGUCAAAUAGUGAUUGUUCAGUGUUACCUGAUGGUGAUUUGCUUAGUAAUGGGGUGAAUGGUUUAGGAGUGAAUGACUUACCCAAUGUUAUGAGGUCGAAAAGAAAUAUUUUGGAACCAAUAAAACGAGAUGUCCCAGCUUGGUCACUAGCAAAGGGACCGAGUGUUGUUGCUAUGCAACUGAAAAAUAACGAAGAACAGCUCUUACCGCCAAUUUCGUUACCAAACAGUAAGAAAGCGCCCUCUGUACGAACAAUGCAAUCAACUGCAGGUCUCAUAAGUACUAUACAUGAAGGCCGCGAACAAACUUACACUAGACCACCUGACGACUUAUUUACAGUGUCUAAGGGAUAG
Messenger RNA from Zerene cesonia (dogface butterfly), 2478 nucleotides. Its product is annotated as transmembrane protein 145-like. Gene Ontology annotation, biological process: G protein-coupled receptor signaling pathway; response to pheromone. Bases 1 to 2478 code for a protein of 825 amino acids. The transcript is spliced from 15 exons. Lineage: Eukaryota; Metazoa; Arthropoda; Insecta; Lepidoptera; Pieridae. The record is from RefSeq and is a predicted model, not a curated record.